AUGAACGGGUCCGAAAGAAACAGCCCCAUGAGCUCAUCGGAGACUCUCAGUGGGUCCACGAGUCCUCAUGUGCUCAAACUCAUAAACGCUCCGCCACAAUCGAAAAAACAGCGAUCAUCGUCCAUGAACUCCAUAGGGUCUAAUCACUCGACUCACAACCAUCGCAGCAUGUCCAUCAUUAGCUUGGAACUGCCUCGAAAUUCCAUAGUUUCCAUCGACGACAAUUUUCUCCGUCCUACCCGCAACAACAGCUCAGCUAGCUUGACGUCGUUGGCACCGCUCGUCUCGCCCAACGAUACCAAAGACACCUACGCAUCUCAUCGAAUGUCCAAGAUCUGGCCCAAAAACAACAGUGCUAUUUUAUCAGACGACGACUCGGAGUCUGAGACCACUAGCUCACGCUUCAAAUGGCGCCGUCGGUCUAGUGACAAGAUCCUGAAACCCCCGUUUCUCUCGAGCCUCAAGAAGGACUUCAAGUUCAAGUAUGACAACCAUUCGGUGCCGAAGGUUUCGUCAGCGCCACCAUUAUCAACAAAACCACUUGACGACUCGACGCCUUCUCCGCUCUCCAUGGCGCACGAAGGCUCGUCAUUCCAUACCCACCACCAUCUGCAUCAUGGACAUUUGACAAACCCCAGCCAUCUUCAUCAUCUCCAGCAUUUUUCCGAGCCGGAUCUGGAUGCCUUGCAGGUGUCUACACGAGCCGGAGGAAAGAAGCUGCGCAACUCAUCUAUCACUCAAUCUAUCUUUCUCAAGAAGAGGCUUCUUCUCUCAAAAGACAUCCAAUUUGAACUUCUAGGGCCACAAUUGGCUGGUGUAUCUGGGUCGGUCAUGAACGAGGAAACUCGAUUUCCGGGCGUCCUGAUGCCUAUGCCUCUGCGUGGUGCUGUUCAUAAUUACCUUCUGCUGCCAGAACCUACCACUCUGACUCCACCCACGUCAGCUCACAUGCAUACGUCACCGUCUCCCCCAUUAGCUGGCUCCUCACUGUCUGUCUCACAGUCGUCUCCUCCUCGAGAGCCACAGCUGCUCAGGCAACAAAACAAGCUCAUUACAGAGCUCAACAGGAAAUGGAAUCGAGCAUUUUAUGAAGAGGAUAAACGGUUGGCGGACUUCAACUCUCGAACUCAGCCAGGACGCUCAAGAAAAGAGUCCGUUCUGAGCUGGUUUCAAGUAAUGAUAGCUUCACUACAGGUUUACUCUAGCAUUUCGGAACAGGCUCCGAAUGGAUCAUUAAAUCAUCAAUUGGAUUCGUAG
Messenger RNA from Sungouiella intermedia, 1257 nucleotides. Lineage: Eukaryota; Fungi; Ascomycota; Pichiomycetes; Serinales; Metschnikowiaceae. The record is from the annotation of a GenBank genome assembly.